ACGAUUAGUCUAAAAAUGUUUUCUUUCAUUCAGUCAGGUCAAUUCAGUGAAGAUAUGAUACCUACAGUGGGCUUCAACAUGAGGAAAGUAACUAAAGGUAACGUGACAAUAAAGAUUUGGGACAUAGGAGGACAACCCCGCUUCCGGAGCAUGUGGGAACGGUACUGCAGAGGGGUCAACGCUAUUGUUUACAUGAUAGAUGCUGCAGAUCGUGAAAAGAUAGAAGCCUCUCGAAAUGAACUACAUAAUCUUCUAGAUAAGCCACAGUUACAAGGAAUUCCAGUGCUAGUACUCGGAAACAAGAGAGAUCUUCCUAAUGCCUUGGAUGAGAAACAGCUAAUUGAAAAAAUGAAUCUGUCUGCUAUUCAGGAUAGAGAAAUUUGCUGCUAUUCAAUUUCUUGCAAAGAAAAGGAUAAUAUAGAUAUCACACUUCAGUGGCUUAUUCAACAUUCAAAAUCUAGAAGAAGCUGAAGCAUCUCCUGAAGUCUUCCAGUCCUUCCUGGCUAUAAUCCUAGAAUUAUUGUCCGUUCCUCUGAAGUACUUCCCAGAAUAUGGUCCUUCCUAAACCCAAGAAAUUGCCUUUUUCAGAGUUUAUUUCUCAUGUGCGCUGCUGAAGAUGUGUAUCCUUAAUCCUUCAUAAAGAAUCAGCUAGAGUUGUCAUGAUAAGGUCAGCACACAAAAAGGCUUCUAAUACAUACUUGUCUUAAACAGUGUGUAGAGCUUUUUUAAAAAAAACACACUUUUGACCAUCUUAAAUCAAGAAAAAUUGCAUAUUUCUGUUCUGGUCUUUCUGGGCCAGGUUUUUAUAUUGGUUUUCAGUAAAUGUCUGUCUAUGAUAUUUCAUUAUAGAGUCCAGUAGCUUAAUACUGAUACUGACUUGAUACAGCAUGAAGUUUCUAGUGCCACACACAGUAUUUAGAAAACCUUUAGCCUGACUCAUGUGGGAUAGAAACAAAAUGUUAACAUAUCUCACAAAUGCAUGUGAAAUGUAUAAUUACACCUUAGGAAUUUAAAAAAUGGUCUGCAAAGAGUGAAUAGAGGCACCAGAUCAAUGUUGUUAUUGGUUCUUUACACUGGCAAGAUCUUGGGCGAUGAAUUUUAAACACAUUCUGCUUUCUGAGAGUUCUUCUCCAGAUAGCAGUUGGGGGUACGGGAGGAACUGAGGCAUGCUGUUUUGUAUCUGUCCAGAUCAUUACUUCUAUAUUUUUUCUUUUCUUUUUCCCGGUUCAACACACUUUUUUAAGGGGUUGGGAAUUGAAGAUUUUCUCAAGAGCUUUCCUGAAUUUAGAGCAUUCCAGCCAAUAUAAUAAAACGUGUUAAGAAUGUCAGACUGUUCAAACACCUGUUUGUUCUUUCUCUCUCCAGUCAUUAAACCAGUGCUGCUGCAUGACACUCUAACUCUUGACUUUUUAUAUUCAGUCCUAAAGUUGACUUUCAGCACAAUAGAUACUUAUAAACAAAUAGAAAUUCUUAUUUUUCUCUCUUAUCGAUGUAAGGUUUGGCACUCUUUUGUCUGGUGCCAUUAGACAUCUUGUUUAUUGUGACAGCUCUAGACCUGCCUGCUUUAUCUGAUGUAAUCACGCACAACGGCUGCAGGUGGUUGAGUAACCACACAGAGGUGAGGAACUGAUGCUGUCUGUUGUUGGCUUCUGUGAUACAGAGACGUAUCAAAACUGACCUGAGCGUGUUUUGUAGUUUAGUGAUCUCCAUGCACAUAAAGGGACAUAUUAAAACCGGAGCACUUGUAAGCUGUUAUGUAGCCCACUGUAGUAGCUAAAACUCUGUGGUACACUCGCUUACGUGUUGCCUCACACUGUGUGUGAUUUUGUUUCUUUUGUUAAGCAGCACUCAUGUAGACAGUGCAUUUCCAAACGUGCUGAGCGCUCAAAGUGCAGUCAACAGUAGGUUCUUUUAAUGACAUCAGUUUUAACUUGUAGACUGCCACGGCCUUAAUGAUAUUCUGUACAAAAUACUGCACCGUGUUGCACAGACACUGCUUGCUUUUCUCCAUUCACAUUUUUAAGAGUAGAAUCUUGGCUUUUAAAAUUCUGUUCUUACUCUU
Molecule: messenger RNA, 2062 nt
Organism: Physeter macrocephalus (sperm whale)
Lineage: Eukaryota; Metazoa; Chordata; Mammalia; Artiodactyla; Physeteridae
Gene: ARL8B
Product: ARF like GTPase 8B
Exons: 6
Coding region: 16-471 (151 amino acids)
Biological process (GO): protein transport; anterograde axonal transport
Cellular component (GO): lysosomal membrane
Molecular function (GO): GTP binding; GTPase activity
Source: RefSeq, a predicted model, not a curated record